UAUAGCCCAACUCAAUCGACUUUUCCUCUGUUCCCCUUCCUCUCUCUCUCCAUUCAACGAGAAGUAGUCUUUCCCCUCUCUUCGCCUCUGCCUACGUUGUGAUUGCUUCCAUCGCCGCCGCGGUUCGAUUGUGAUUCGUUGUUUCGUCUCAGCCUUACACCAGAGGCACUUGCGCCCACCCAUGGCUCGGAUCUGGGAGGCAUCGGUUCUUGGUAUUAAGCUCACGGCUCAUCGAAAAGUUCGAACUUGAGACCUUGACCAAGAGACCCUAAGUCUUUACCAAUCGGGCUGGGGGCAGGUCUAUUACUCAUAUACAUCAUCAGUAUAAUAAGAAUGGUCUAGGACCUUCAAGAAUUGCGAGGAGUUCAAUGUUUAAAGGGACAUACGGAAUAUCAAAUCUCUUUGAUAUCACAAUACACUAUAUUGAUUUCACCCAUAUCUUCAUAAAAAGAGUUACUCCAGUACCUGUGGGUGACAGCCUCCCAUUACAAGCGGCAUUGGUAUUGAGUUUGAUCCAAUCCGCAGAAGUUUAGGGAAAGACACCCCAAAAAGACUGGAGAGUGCAGUGGCUGGGGUGGUUACAUGGUGGGACAGUUCGUUGGUGGGUAGGUGGAGUUUUUCAAAUGGUAUAUGAUGCUUUGCAAUUCAUUGAGAGAUCGACUUCGGCCCUGGCUUCGUGAUUAUGAUAGGCUUCAGUCUUUUGCAGUCAUUCUCAUUUAUAUCCAGAUCGGGUGCGCAUUGAUUGGAUCGCUAGGGGCAUUGUACAACGGUGUAUUGCUUAUAAAUUUGGCGAUCGCAUUAUUCGCUCUGGUCGCCAUUGAGAGUAGCAGUCAGAGUCUUGGCCGUACAUAUGCAGUUCUCUUGUUGUCUGCCAUUUUCCUCGAUAUCUUCUGGUUCAUUCUUUUUGCCUACGACACAUGGAACAUCUCGUCAAAGCAAUAUGGACCCCUUUUUAGCUUUUCAGUGAAGCUUACUUUGGCUAUGCAGAUUAUUGGAUUUUCUAUUAGGUUAUCGUCUUCACUACUGUGGAUUCAAAUCUACAGAUUGGGAAUUUCAUACAUGGAAACUUCAGUUCCUCGAGAGGCAGAUUAUGAUUUAAGAAAUAGUUUUCUUAGCCCUACUACUCCUGUUGUAGCUAGACAAACCUCAGGUUCUGAUGAUAUGAUAGGGGGCUCUAUCUAUGAUCCAGCUUAUUACUCAUCCCUAUUCGAAGAUGGUCAAGAUAGUAAAUGUUUGUCUGGGAUCUCCCAUUUUGGUAAUGGUGAUAAUGGUUCUACUUCUGGGCUAGAUGUAUCUCGAUCAAAGAUAUCCCGACAUUUCCAAGUAGUUGAUGAUGAGCAUGCAGCUGGAAAUCAGCAGACGGUUUAGAGCCCGAGUCGGUGAUGUCACGAGUUUCCUUUACAACUAACUACUCAAGUGCGGCUGGUUAACGUAGAGGGAUGUGGUACAACUUCCCAUUAUAUCUAUCCUCAGCUAUCAAGAGAAGCCUUGUUCGAUCUCUUUUUUGAAGUGGUGACCCACCGGGAAUAUAAGUUCUUCAAACCGAACUAAUCUCAUUCUUUUUUUGUUACUGCAACGCACCAACCAAUGAGUAGUCUCUAGUCUAGUAGUGGUUCGGAUUUUGACUGGGUCCGAGCUUCCCAAGCUCUAUGUUGGGAAACUCUGCUUCAGUUUGACCAUCUUCUUGAUCACACCAACCUUCUCGUUUAGAUCUACGCUUGAUUAGCCGUCUCCAUGAGAUUCUUAUGUAGGAAACAUCAUGUUAGGUCUUUUGAUAGUCCUCUCUUAGCUAGGCGGUGGGGAGGUUAUAGGGUCCUUGUCAUACUCAAUCAUACAGGACUUUGUUAGUUUGAGCGGGUUCUUGCUAUGUACACCAAGCCUCGGGUUCUUGUUAUGUACACCAAGCCUCGGAGUCUGAAAGGUAUUCCAACUCUUAUGGUUACAGAUAAGGAUGAAUAAAUAGAACCAUUCUUUCUUUGCGAGAGGUUCCUAGAUCAAAUGCCUCUCCAAACCCCAAGCGGGAGCUACAAAGGCAUAAAUAUUCAAAAUUUUUCCAUCGAAGAAAAUUCUUGUACCGUCCAGGAAUAGAAAUGGCAUUGGCUUUGACGUCUCAAUAUGGACAAAAGUUAAAUAAAAUGAAUUAUGACUUUUCAGUUGAUCGUGAGCUUGUAUAAAAAUGGUGAACAGACCAUGAAGAUCAAUGGUGUACAAGUUUGGUUUAAUUCUCUUCGUUCGGGGAUAAAUACAAACCAGCACAAUCUUCGAGGCUAA
This is a messenger RNA of Momordica charantia (bitter melon), 2271 nucleotides long. RefSeq lists its product as uncharacterized. Lineage: Eukaryota; Viridiplantae; Streptophyta; Magnoliopsida; Cucurbitales; Cucurbitaceae. The record is from RefSeq and is a predicted model, not a curated record.